This is a messenger RNA of Oryzias latipes (Japanese medaka), 11147 nucleotides long. Its product is annotated as sodium channel protein type 5 subunit alpha. Gene Ontology annotation, biological process: neuronal action potential; sodium ion transmembrane transport; membrane depolarization during action potential. Gene Ontology annotation, cellular component: plasma membrane; voltage-gated sodium channel complex. Lineage: Eukaryota; Metazoa; Chordata; Actinopteri; Beloniformes; Adrianichthyidae. The record is from RefSeq and is a predicted model, not a curated record. Gene Ontology annotation, molecular function: voltage-gated sodium channel activity; protein binding.
UCAAUAACCGGAUUAAACAAGAUUGAUCAUGAGAAUUUACAACUGAAAUUGAGUUUACUGUGUGGUGUGCAGCCAAUUUCCAAGCGCCCCCACAAAUCCGGCUUGAUUAGUGAGCCUGCCAUGUUUGAGCCAAGCAGGAGGCGCGCAUAGGAGCAAUAAUCCUGCGUGGUCCAGUUGCAUCCUCCCUCCCCCGUGCGCUCUCGCUCAAGGGCAAAUCGAGGUACCGCUUCUGCGCACUGCUGGAAAACAGCGCAGCAUCCUCUGCUCGCUCGACGGACUUUUUUGUGGGAUGAAAAAAGAAGAACCCCGGGAUCCUGGAGAAAAGGAGAAACUGUUGCGCACAGUGAAAACUUAUAAGAUGUCCAACAAGGGCUGAUAAACACUCCUCACCCCAAACUCUUUGCUGAUUUGUGCGCAAAAAAUUUGGGACUCUGGUGACAUGUUUGCGCGGUGCGGAUCGGAGUUUGGGCUCACUAAGGAGAAAAAACGGACCUGGAAAUGAAGUCAUGGAUUUUGCACGGAUGCUUUGGCUGUUCUUGCUGAAACCUGAUGAGUUGAACUCUGGAAAUUGUGCCAAAUCUCAGAGUUUCAUAUCUGGGAAAAAAUUCUAGUACAGGACGAUCAGGAUGAAAAGAUGGCAGCCAUGCUGUUACCAACUGGUCCUGAUGGCUUGCGGCGAUUCACUCGCGAAUCCUUGGCUGCCUUGGAGCGGCGGAUUGCUGAGGAUCAAGCCAAAAGCUCCAGGGAGGCUCAGAGGGGCGGAGAACCGCUCAAACCCAGGGCCGACCUUGAGGCAGGCAAGCAGCUGCCGCGCAUCUUUGGAGACAUCCCUCCUGAGCUCGUCGGGGUGCCACUGGAAGACAUCGACCCGUUUUAUUACAGGAACCAGAAGACUUUUGUAGUACUCAACAAAGGGAAAGCCAUCUUCAGAUUCAGCUCCACAUCUGCACUUUACAUAUUUAGUCCUUUUCAUUUCAUUCGAUCCAUCGCUAUUAAAAUUUUAGUCCAUUCAUAUCCUUUUUCUGCCACUAUCACAGACUCCAUCUUGUUUUUUUUAUUUGUAUUAAAAUUUUUAUUUAAAUCUAAGAAGCUUUAGGAGUUUCAUUUAAAAGGUUUAUAUAUUCUUUAGAACAAAUGGAAACCUCUAGGAGAUCUGGUGUGCAGAUGGGGAAGGAAACUUCCUUCCAUCAUAUCAAAAUAUAAUGUAAUAAAUUCUAGAUUAGAUUAUUUGCAUGCACUCCUGCCAUGAGACCAGUUUCUAAUAAUAGCUUGUUUUCCCCUCACAAGUUGAUUUUGGAUUGCUCUGUUGUCCAUUGUGAAACUGCCUUAUACUGUUCUUUUUUUUUUCAGAUUAAAUCCCUCACAUCCCUCAUGUUAAUCCUGUUUCACAGAACUAAAUUUUUGGUCUCAGUUAUGGAGUUGAGUUUAUCUUGCUAUAGUUAAUCUUCACAAAGAAUUUGCAAAAUGUAUGCUUUGACCUUUUCUGUUGAUCCAUGUAAAGGAUGUAAUCCCCUGUAAAAUAAGGUAACUUUAAUCUAAAAGUGCUGCCAACUGCCAAGUUGUGUGCUUUUCUUAACUGUGUCCACAUUAUUUAGCUAUUUCAUAAUGUUCACCAUACUGACCAACUGUUUCUUCAUGGCCAUGUCUGACCCGCCAACGUGGACCAAAUAUCUGGAGUACACCUUCACCGGCAUUUACACCUUUGAGUCAGCAAUCAAGAUAUUCGCGAGGGGAUUCUGCACAAUGCCGUUCACGUUCUUAAGAGACCCGUGGAACUGGCUGGACUUUAUUGUCAUCGUCAUGGCGUACGUCACUGAAUUUAUUGACCUUGGAAACGUUUCUGCAUUGAGGACAUUUAGAGUGCUGCGGGCCCUGAAAACCAUCUCAGUGAUUCCAGGUCUGAAAACCAUCGUGGGGGCUCUGAUCCAGUCGGUGAAGAAGCUGGCGGAUGUGAUGAUCCUGACCGUCUUCUGCCUGAGUGUGUUCGCCCUCAUAGGUCUGCAGCUCUUCAUGGGGCUGCUGCGGCAGAAGUGCGUCCGCAGCCUCGGCCACUGCAUCAACUCCUCCUACAUCCCCAACACAACCUUCGUCUGCAACAACAGGACCUGGAGCUCACCUACAGACUUCCUUACCAACGAAGAUAAUUUCUACAAAACUGAAGGAGCAAAAGAUGGCUUAAUAUGUGGAUACGGGUCUGAUGCAGGGAAGUGCCCCGAUGGAUUUGAGUGCCUGAAAGUGGGGAGGAAUCCAAACUAUGACUACACCAGUUUUGACACCUUCGGCUGGGCUUUUCUGGCACUUUUUCGUCUCAUGACCCAAGACUACUGGGAGGAGCUGUUUCAUCAGACUCUGCGCUCCGCUGGAAAAACCUACAUGGUUUUCUUUGUGUUGGUAAUCUUCCUCGGCUCCUUUUACCUGGUUAAUCUGAUCCUGGCUGUGGUGGCCAUGGCCUACGAAGAACAGAACCAGGCGACCAUCGCCGAGGCCUGGCAGAAGGAAAGAGAGUUCCAGCUGGCCAUGGAGCACCUCCGACGAGAACAGAGAUUGGCAGCCAAAAGACAAGCCCCGGACACAGAUUCAGUUCUGUCUCCAGAGCUUUCUCCAUUUAGUUUGAAGGCAAUGGGAAGCGUGCGGCGCAGCAGCAGCAGGAGACCACGGUCCCACAGGACUCUUUCAGAGGAGACUGCUGGAGAAGCUGCGGAGGAGAAGCUUGACCCUGUAGAUGAAGCUGGGCCUCCUAUAUCCCCCUUGCCGGCCCACCCCCUGCUGGCUACACUCUCCUCCCAUCCUCUCAGCACCAGGAGGGGAAGUCAGAACAGCAUCUUCAGCUCCUUCCGCGCUCGCAACAACUCAGAGGCCGACUUUGGAGAUGACGAGUUCAGCGUUCAUGGAGACGUGUUCAGGAGUCGCACCAGUUCCGUCGCAACUCCUUGGAAGAGGAGGACUGGCAGCGUCAGGAGCCACUGCUCCCAAGUCUUCACCCCCAGCAUGAACGUCAACGGUCGACUGAACAUCUCUGUGGACCAGAACGGAGUCACCACCUUUGGUCUGCUCACGCCCACUUCUGUACCGGCCCACAGCAUGGAGAGAGUCAGGGAAGACGCUGUAUUUUGUGUCAAUCAGAAGCCCAGCAGUGCGGAGGAUACUACUCCAAGACCGCCCCCCCAGCCCUCCCCCUCAGUGACAGAGCCUUGUUCGGUGCGAAGGAAACGUGUCAUGAGCUCCGUCAGCUUCUUUAGCGAUGCCAUGGAUGAGUUGACAGAAUCGAGGCAGAAAUGCCCUCCAUGCUGGUAUUCAUUUGCCAAAAGGUAUCUGAUAUGGAGCUGCUGUCCCUGGUGGCUGAAGUUGAAGGAGUGGGUGAAGUUCAUGGUGAUGGAUCCUUUUCUGGAUCUUGGUAUCACCAUAUGCAUCGUGCUCAACACCCUGUUCAUGGCUCUGGAGCACUACCCCAUGACCGACGAGUUCAACACCAUGCUGUCUGUGGGAAAUCUGGUCUUCACUGGGAUUUUUACAGCCGAAAUGGUGUUGAAACUGACCGCCUUGGACCCAUAUUACUACUUUCAGCAAGGCUGGAACAUCUUUGACGGCGUCAUUGUUUGCCUCAGCCUCAUGGAGUUGGGUCUUUCUAACGUAGAAGGACUUUCGGUGCUGCGAUCCUUCAGACUGUUGCGAGUCUUCAAACUGGCAAAGUCCUGGCCAACGCUCAACACUCUCAUCAAGAUCAUCGGCAACUCGGUGGGUGCUCUGGGAAACCUGACGCUGGUGUUGGCCAUCAUAGUCUUCAUCUUUGCCGUCGUGGGCAUGCAGCUUUUUGGAAAGAACUACCAGGACUACGUGUGCAAGAUCGCCUUCGACUGUCAGCUGCCACGCUGGCACAUGAAGGACUUCUUCCACUCCUUCCUGAUCGUGUUCAGGGUGCUGUGUGGCGAGUGGAUCGAGACCAUGUGGGACUGUAUGGAAGUGGCUGGACAGCCUCUCUGCAUUCUGGUGUUCAUGUUGGUCAUGGUCAUUGGGAAUUUGGUGGUGUUGAAUCUCUUUCUGGCGCUGCUGCUCAGCUCCUUCAGCUCCGACAACCUCUCUGCUCCAGACGAGGAUGGGGAUUUGAACAACAUUCAGAUUGCCAUCGCCCGCAUCAAUUCUGGCAUCUCUUGGCUCUUCAGGAACAUCAUUGGUUUCUUUAACCGCAGCCUCAGGGGUGAAAAAAAUAAGACCAAAGAAGCCAAUGAGAGCAUCAAGGUGGCGGUAAAUCAUACGGAAAGCAAUGGAGGAAUUUACGGAGAGAAGUACAUCACUCCAGACGAAGACAGUUACAUUACCAACCCAAACCUGACGGUCAUGGUUCCCAUCGCACCUGGGGAGUCAGAUGUGGAGUUUCUUGAAGAGGAGGAGAACUCCGAGUCAUCAGACGAUGAAGAGAAGGCAGAGAAGAUUAGCUUGUCAGAGGGCAGUACGGUGGAUUUAAGGAAACCUGGAGAGGAGGCAGAUGACCUGUCGGAACUGUCUGAGGACAGCAUGGAGCCGGAGGAUUGCUUCCCUCAGUUCUGUCUGAGGCACUGUCAGUGCUGCAACAUUGACAUCAGCACCGGUCUGGGCCUGGCUUGGUGGAGGCUGAGGAAGACCUGCUACCAGAUUGUGGAACACAGCUGGUUUGAGACGUUUAUCAUCUUCAUGAUUCUUCUCAGCAGUGGUGCUUUGGCAUUUGAAGAUAUCUACAUCGAGAGGAGGAAAGUUAUAAAAGUGAUCCUGGAAUAUGCUGACAAAGUCUUCUCUUACAUAUUUGUGCUGGAAAUGUUCCUCAAGUGGAUUGCUUACGGUUUCAAGAAAUAUUUUACCAACUAUUGGUGCUGGCUCGACUUUCUGAUCGUGGACAUUUCUACAGAUCGAGCUAUUGUUAGGGUGUCCUUGAUAAGCCUGGUGGCAAACUCUCUGGGGUAUUCUGACUUUGCUGCCAUCAAAUCCUUGAGGACCCUCAGGGCUUUAAGACCUCUCAGAGCUCUGUCAAGAUUUGAGGGCAUGAGGGUGGUUGUCAAUGCUCUAAUAGGAGCCAUACCUUCCAUCAUGAAUGUGCUGCUCGUCUGUCUGAUCUUCUGGCUUAUCUUCAGCAUCAUGGGGGUUAACCUGUUUGCUGGCAAGUUUGGAAAGUGCGUGAACCGAACGGGCUUCAUCCACAGCAUCACCAUAGUGAACAACAAGUCUGACUGUCUAGCCAUGAAUGACACUCAGUUCUACUGGACCACAGUUAAGGUUAACUUUGACAAUGUGGGACUUGGAUAUCUUUCCCUUUUGCAAGUGGCGACAUUUAAAGGCUGGAUGGAAAUCAUGAAUGCAGCUGUUGAUUCAAGAGGGGUUGAGGAGCAGCCCAGCAGAGAAAUCAACCUCUACAUGUACAUCUACUUUGUAGUUUUCAUCAUAUUUGGAUCAUUCUUUACCCUCAACCUCUUCAUUGGUGUUAUCAUUGACAACUUUAAUCAGCAGAAAAGAAAGUUAGGUGGACAUGAUCUCUUUAUGACGGAAGAACAGAAGAAAUACUACAACGCUAUGAAGAAGUUAGGCUCUAAAAAACCUCAAAAGCCAAUACCAAGGCCUGCGAACAUUCUUCAAGCCUUCUUCUUUGAUCUGGUGUCCAAGCAAGCCUUCGACAUUAUGAUCAUGAUGCUCAUCAUCGUGAACAUGGUGACCAUGAUGGUGGAAACGGAUGAGCAGUCAGAACAAAUGGAGUCCAUUCUUAAUACCAUCAACCUCGUCUUCAUCGUAAUCUUCACCACCGAGUGUCUGAUUAAGAUUUUUGCCCUUCGUUGUUAUUUCUUCACAGUUGCAUGGAACAUUUUUGACUUUGUGGUGAUAAUUCUUUCUAUUGUGGGGAUUGUCCUUGCUGACAUUAUUGAGAAGUACUUUGUAUCUCCGACUCUGUUUCGAGUCAUCAGACUGGCAAGGAUAGGACGUGUACUUCGACUUAUUCGUGCAGCCAAAGGAAUAAGGACUUUACUGUUUGCCUUAAUGAUGUCCAUGCCAGCACUGUUCAACAUUGGCCUCCUGCUAUUUCUUGUAAUGUUCAUCUAUGCAAUAUUUGGGAUGGCAAACUUUGCCUAUGUCAAAAAACAAGACGGGAUUGAUGACAUGUUUAACUUUGAGACCUUUGGAAACAGCAUAAUCUGCCUUUUUCAGAUCAGCACCUCGGCAGGCUGGGAUAACCUCCUUAGUCCCAUAAUGUCCAAUUCUCCAGAGGAGUGUGACAUUCACUUUAUCAACACUGGUACAAACACCAGAGGGAAUUGUGGAAACCCCUCCAUGGGCAUAGCUUUCUUUGUCAGCUACAUUAUCAUUUCUUUCCUCAUUGUGGUAAAUAUGUAUAUAGCCAUCAUUUUGGAGAACUUUAGCGUUGCCACGGAAGAGAGCACAGAGCCACUGAGCGAGGACGACUUUGAAAUGUUUUAUGAGGUUUGGGAGAAGUUUGAUUCCGAGGCCACACAAUUUAUUGAGUUUUCAAUGCUAUCAAGUUUUGCUGAUGCUCUGUCAGAGCCGCUGCGUAUUGCAAAACCCAACAAGAUCCACCUGAUUUCUAUGGACCUUCCCAUGGUCAGUGGAGACAGGAUCCACUGUCUGGACAUCUUGUUUGCCUUUACUAAGCGUGUCCUUGGGGAGUCAGGAGAAAUGGACACCCUCAAACAGCAAAUGGAGGAAAAGUUCAUGAUGACCAACCCUUCCAAAAUUUCCCAUGAGCCCAUAACCUCCACCCUUCGCCGUAAAUUGGAGGAGGUGUCUGCAAUCAUCAUCCAGAGGGGUUACAGGAGACAUCUUGUGAGGAGGCAACUGAAGCAAGCUUCUUACCUCUACAGACAAAUAAACUACGAAACCACAGUGAAUGUGGAAAAUGCUCCAGAGAGAGAGGGGCUGCUAGCAACCAUGAUACAACAUUAUGGGAUUCUGGGGGUACAGACAUCAGAGAACAUUCUAAUCUCUUCACCUCCAUCGUAUGAUAGCGUGACACAGGCAACUCUCCAAAGCCCCAGUGAGGUAGUCAGACCAACAUCUAGAGGUUAUGAACACCUGGAUUCCGUUGAAAACUACGAGGAGACUUUUCUUUGACAGUCAGUUGUGCCAGUGAGAUUGAACUGUCCUUGUUUUGUUUACAACUGAGAAUUUUGAAGAAAGGAACUGAAAAGCAGAUUUAUUUUUUAUAUCCUAGGAGACAUUGAAAACAUGUACGCAACAUUUAACUGACUAACAUCUCCAUUUCCAGCCACGCAGGGUUGCCCAACCCUCAGUUAUCUCCAUUCUACCUACUGCUGACCACCUCCACCAAGUGUGUUACAUCCAAUAGAACCUGAAAUCACAUGAACCCACUAAGUUUCAGCAAAUAAGCAAGGGGUUUCUUUGAAAUCCCACUACAAUCAUCUUUUGAUCCAUUGUAAAAGCGUAGCGACAUAGUUUCUGCAGAACGGCUGACUUUAUUAGAAGUUCACCUCUUAGUUGUGGGCGUGACUGUUUUCACGGAAUAAGCCCACACUCAUUUCCCAUCGUCCCGUUGUUUACACUCUAUCUCAUUAGCUUACAGAACCUCACAAACCCAAGCAAACAUUAGCAGUGCAAUAAAAAUGUAAACCAAUAUCGGAGCUAUCCAGAUGUACAGUUUUGGGCCAGAUACCAGCUGGUACGAGGAAAACAAAGAUGUACAUGGAUUUAUUUAUCUGCAAGUGGAUGCAUCAGAAUGGAGCGGAGCAGGGAGCUUGUGGCCCUCCAAUUGUUGUUUGUACAUCACAACUGCAAGCUUUUUCAAACAGCAUUUAUUCGUCUUCUCCUGAUUCAAAACAAUUUGGAUAAAGAACUACUCAGAAACACAGUGUUAAUCUGUAUUUUCUUUAUAUAUGUCCUCCAUCAUGAAAAAAUGCCACAAGACCCCAUAAAAAACACUCUCUCAGUGGAGUGGGUCUUUACAAUAAGCGGAGGGAGAUGUGGAGCAGGGUUGGGCAGCUCUGCUGUUGAGAAAUGUAAGAAAUUUAAUGUCACAUUAUCAUAAUCUUUAGAAAAACAGGUCAGGGUGUGGGACAAAUUUAAGUUAAGACACUUGUUCAUCUUAUAGUAAUACUAAGUUUAGCAAUUGUUUAAAAUUGUCUAUGUUUUUAGAUGAAAAACAUCCCAUUUUGUACACUUUUUUUUAAUCUUCCUAGUUUCUAAAAUUAACUAAAGAAAACUUUGAACAUUGCAAUGAAACCAUCAAAUUAGCAGGGGUUAUUGUAAACAUGGACUGACUAAUAAAAAAAAUUUUCCACUAACUAAAGUAUAUGAGAGGUAGCGCUCACUUUGUGGUGUUACAAAAAAUGCUGUUCAUUUUAUAAAUGAAGUACCAAAAUGUAUCUUUCUGCACGUUUCUGAACAAAGAGGAUGACUAAAGGGCUAAAGUUAAAGUCCCAUUAACUGUCACAAACUUAGUUGUGUGAGAUUUGUUCUUGGCAUUUGACUCAUUCCCUGGGGGAGCGGUGAGCUGCAGACACAGCUGCACUUGGGAAGUAUUUGGUGGUUUACCCCCCCAAAUCCAACCCCUUAAUACUGAAUGUCAAGCAAGGAGGCACUAGGUCCCAUUUUUUGGAGCCUUUUGUAUGACUCAUCCUGGAUUUGAACUCACUACUUUCCAGUCUUAGUUAAUUAACAUACUAAACAACAAAAGGACCAACAAACCAAAUAGGUAAUACCAACUACAGAAUGGCUGCAUUGAUGGAGACAAAGAGAUUCUGGUGACAGAUCAAUUCAUAUUUUAAUAGAUUUCUGAAUAUUUUUAAAUGCUAUCUGUCUCCCUGCAUUUCUGUGCACAGAUGAGAUGGAGAAAACCGUCUCUAAACAGGAAGCUAAUUAAACCUACCAUGUAAAAGCAGCCAAUCAGAAGGCCUCCCCCCAUCGAAGGGGCGGGACCUGAAAUUGCUUUAAAAAGUACCGGUAAGGUAGAUUCCAGAGGAUCAAAGAGGAUCAGUUUAUGUUAAACAUGACUUUUGACCAAAUGCAAAAUGAAAAAAGACUAGAUAGCCUUAAUACAUCUGGAUACAUAUGGAUUGUUUUUUUAGGUGAUUUUUAUAGUAAAUUCAUUAACAUCUUUAUUUAUGUCUAAAUUGCUUUCCUUUUACUAUCUUAAGACCUAUUAGAAAAUCUGCUCUAUUUUAAUUUAUACACAACCAUUAAAAAACUACUGUAGCCUAUCUAUUGAAAGUCACAAUUUUGGUAGAAUUUUGUGUGAGUUUCGAGUCUUAUUCAUAAUUUACCGAUAUAUUUUAUCGCACAUUUCCUAUAUUUUUAUAGACUUGUACGAUGUAGCUGUCCUUUUACUUUUUUUUAACAUUUUCUCCUAGAAAAGCUUUUCUAGCUUGUUAGCUAGCUUAUCAAUGUGCAAAAUAGCUCCAUCCAUGACAUUGGAGUUACUCUACAGAAGGGGUCAACAGAAUUUGAGAUACAAACAAUGUAUUUAAAGCUGGACUGCAGUGAUUGGUCAUGAAUUACAUUGCAUUUAUGAGGAAGUUUACUAAAUAUCCUUAAGAAAUGUCUUAAUUUCCUUAUGUGAAAUUGGCUUUACUCUCGUCUCAUUGGAUUUGUGAACACGAAAAAAAAUCAUUUCGAUCAAAGAAAAACAUUUUUAACCUCGAUAUUAACACAGAACAAAAUUAAUUUGCGAUAAUGUUUCUCUGAAACUACAUUUAAUUUAGUUCAAAGGAAAAUCUUUUUUUGUGAAUUUCUUAAAAAUGGUAUGUCUACAAAACAAUUGCAAGCUGGUACAGUCAUUGACAUUUAUAUACACUGUAGUAAACUAACAGUCUCUGAGGUCAAAGCAGCACAAAAAUGAAGCGCCACUAAUUUUUACAACAACCAAAAACAGUGCUUGGGUGAGAUGAAGGAAUUUGAGAAAAUUGUUUGAGUUCACUCAUGGCUUCACCCACCUUGAGCGCUAGCAAAGUAUAAAUACAAAUAAAUCCUUCUCACAAUCGCAGUGUAUUGAUAACAAAGCAAUAAAUAUGCCAAAUGUUUUUGAAACCAGAAUGUACAUUCAUUUAUUUCUUAUUUGUAAAAUUUGACUUUUAUAAAAUGGUAGUCAGUGGUAAUUGAUCCCUGCUGACAUCAACCUCCAGUGGUCAUUUAAGGAAUUGCAAGACGUGAUACAUCCAGGUUCAAAUUUAAAAACUGAACAUGUGGGGUUUCGUUUUUGUGUUGGAGACACGUUGUAGUAGUUUGAGAAAAACACUACAAGUCAAAGGUUUAUGCACAUUGUACAAGGUUUUAACAGGUACUUCCCACUUUUGAUUUCUGUGAUUGAGAAACCAAUCCAUCCAUGUUUUUUUGUUUGUUUUGUUUUUCAUUUCUUUUGCAUGUUUAAAAUUCCAGCAUCACACAAAUGAGAGCCCGCAAUUUAUGACAACUAAUUACUAAUCCUUUGAACCAUUUCAUAAACUUACAAUUUGCCCGCAACAGUUGCAACUUGCUGAGAUGCAACUCAAACCCACAAAAGAGGCCUUUGACACAUUUUUUUUUGUCUCCCUAAAGUUUCCAGACAAACUGGUUUGGUCCAAACCAGCAAACUUUUUGGGGGAAAAAAGCACAAAAAACUUUAUUUUACAAAAAUGGUGUGCAUGCACUCAAACCUACAUCCUCUUAUUUUCACUUUAAAGGGGUAAAUAUUAAAGGAAAUAGACAUUAGACAAUAUUUAAGUUAGUAACAUGCAAUUUAUUAAAAGAAGUUCCAUCAUUGUUUUUUGUUGUACGGCUAAAACGUCCUUUUUUUUUGUCAAACUGUUUUAUCUACAUUGCACAGUUGACACAUCAGUCUGAAUGAAGGGCUGUGUGUAUUUAAUACCUGAUUUAUGUGCCUGAUUUUGAUUGUCGUGCACUACCUUUUCUGAAUUGGAUCUGAUGUAUUUGAGGGUAAUUAAUUCACUGAAAUCUCAAUAUUUUAAAAAAAUUGAGUGUGUAAAGAGCUUUGUUAAUUUCAUAUAUGUAUUGCUAGUUUUUAUCUAUUUUUUUGUAAUGGGUUCAUAUGAGAAGCUUAUUUCAAACACUUGCACAAUGGCCAUGUAAAUCAGUUUAACUAAAGAAAAUAAUUCUCUGUUUUGAAUUUAGAUAAAACAGUUCAAGGACUGUUUUGUUUAAAGGCAAUAAAAACUUUUUCUACA